GUAGGCGGAACAGUGUUGUCCAAUUCAGAUGAGAGCAAUUUGACAGGCAAAUCGUGUAAAACCUGUCACAAGCUGCAGAAGCUGCACGAAAACACGAUGCCUGUCUGCAUUUAGCUCUACGAUGGAGGUGCAGAUGAGAAUUAUUGUCCUUUGUUUUGUGAUGAUUUCAUCUGCGACGGAUGAAGUGAAGAACCUGACGGGCGCUGAGGGAGGAUCCAUCACUCUACCUGACCCUGUUGUGGAGUUGGGAUUUCUUUCAUUAGGAGGAAAGCCUAUUGCUAUGGUGACUGAGAGGAAAAUCACAAUAUUGGAGGAGAUUUAUAAGGACAGACUUCUCUUGAACAGCAACACUGGACUCUUUACACUCUCGGGCCUGCAGAGGACUGACUCUGGGAUUUAUUAUAUUGACUCUAAAAAAGGAAGAGUCUUCACUAGCUCUUAUAAACUCACUGUGUAUGAGUCUGUCCCGACUCCUGCAGUGAAGGUAACAAGUGUGAGCGCUGACAGCUGCACCUUACUGUGUUUAGUGGAGAAAGCCGAAGAGACGUCACUGUUGUGGUACAAAGACGAGGAAAUAGUGAACCAGAGCAGCUCUGCGCUCUCUCUGCCUCUCACAGUACACAAGCAGGACUUCAGCUCCUCUUACAGAUGUGUGGCAGCCAACCCUGCUGAAAAUAAGACUCAUGCAGUCCAUGUUUCCACAUCCUGCAGUGGACAAAACGACACGGCGACAGACACAAGACAUCGUAAGACCGAUUCUAACACUGAAUACAAAAAUAUGAUCGGAAUUGCAAUCUCAAUAGUGGCUACUGUAAUUAUUAUACUUGUUGCCUGUAACAUCAAGUGGAAAUAUUUUGACAAGAGGAGAACCAGACAAGCACAAGAUGCAGUGAACAGAGGAUCAGAUGUGGAGUACAGUGACAUACAAAUAUGUGAAGACAGACGCAGUCAGGGAGAAAAUGUACAAGAACCAUCAGGAAAUGCUGAUCACUCCAAUCUGAAAACAAUCUAUUAUAAGCUGGAGGCUCAACGCUUGGUGCCGAUUUAUACAGACACUACGGAUGUUUAUGAAAUAUAAACAACAAUCUUCCCAAAUACACGAGAAACUGAGAAAUUCUAGAGACGGGGAAAUAUAAAGGUCUUGAUAUUCUCACAUCGACACUGUUUGAUGAAUCCCUUUCAUUACUUUUACAUGUGUUGUAUUGUUUUUGUUGUAGUGCAUUUUCUUUACUGAAUAUUUGUCUCCCAUCAUUAACGGUUACUGUGCGACGCUUGAUACAACAAGCUCAUAAAUUUCAUCCGUUGCCAGGUUAUAGCCACAUUUUAAGGUCAUACUGCGAUUUCAAAACAAAGUGUGUUGUCAAACCUUGCAGAUGAUAAAGAUGUGGCGUAUGAAAGCAUUGUAGAUGCUAUAAAUAGCAUCCCUGAUGAACUCCCCACCCACACUUCUCUAUUUUUACAGUUUUCGAAAAAGGAAUUCAAGAUAUUAAUCUGAAAUAUAAAAAUAUUUUUAUUGAGACGGCAACAAAAAAAAAUGGAAAUUAGAAUCCACAGAAGAUAAGAGAAUUAGACAAAUUAAAAAAAACCUGUGUGUAAUGUAAGCUAACCUUUCCUGUGCUGAGCAACACAAAGUACUCUGUCCUCUCUGUCCCCGUCCGCCAUCUGUCGUUCAGGUGACAGUUAUGGUUUGAGGCCUGCAGGCAGGUGCAGCAGAUACUGUAAUCUAACAAAAGGGAAUUUUUUUUUUUUUUUUUUCCCACAGGAAGGGGGAACAGAGACAGACAAUUCCCCACAUUCACACGGUGGCCAUUGUCCUGUCGUCUGCUCAGGGUGGGAACCGUGAUCACUGUCGAGUUAAGCCUGUGCGACAAUGGCAGUGGGAGCAGUAGUAAUAACAGUAGUUAACUUUUUAACCAAAUUAAAAAGUGCCGACCAAUCUGGACUCAGGUUUUUGUCUUUAACUAGUCCUUUUUCUUUGCAUGUUGUGCACUAGUCAUCAUGUUGACCUGAGGAACUGCAGUUAGUGUGACUUGUGGCUGCGUGUUGUCGCUUACAUGUUAACUAGUUAACUAGUUAUCCUCAAAAUGUCCACUAGUCCAGUUACAGGAAAUCACACAAUCCAGCUGUCAACCAGACUGUAGUUGUAGAGAUCGGAGACUUCACCUCAUCACUUUUACUGAGUCUCCCUCCUGCCACCUACUGACACUUUAUGAGCCUGACACCCACUCACUGGUAGAUUUUUCAGUCAUUUCAUGUGUCUCAUUAGUUCCUUAGUGGCAAAUAUGACACACAGUGCUUUCAGGUGUUUUAUUUAGAAAUUAUAACAAAAGGGUAUUAUUUGGUAAAGUGUUAACCUGUCACAAUGCAGACACCAGAAAACUUCUAAUUUAACCUGUUAUUUUUACCAUUGUGUUAAAUCAUUGACACAAUUGACAUUGAUCAUUCACAUUAGUUUUAAAAAUUGUUGCAGUGUUUAUAUAGUUCUUGCAUUUAACUGCAAGUGUACAUUUUUAAUUUUUAACAUGAUUAUUAAUAAUUAUUACUGAUUAUAUCAGUUUAAUAUAAGUGUGUGUAUAUAUAUAUUUUUUUUUAAUAGCACAAUUCUUCUCUUUAUGUAAAUGUUUUUAUUUCACACUUGCUUUGGCAAUCUUAAUGUUAGCUUCCCAUGCCAAUAAAGCCCCAUUUAAUUGAACUGAAAUAUAUAUUUCACUCUGCUGAGCUUGACAUUUGUGGUUCAAAGUCAAAAGGAUUCAUCUUUUGUGGUCCAGAUAUUGCCAUCCCUAAAGCUAUAAAACUCCAUGCUCCUGAAAACUUCUAUGUUACAGGUGCAUCGGAUUUUAUUUAGCUGCAAUUGUGCACUCUUUCAUCAUGUUCUCUAACUUGAUGAACAGCAUGUGACAAUUCAUAUUGUUACAAGGAUUUAAUUUGGAUUUGAAUCCCGAUGGCAAAGUUUGAUGAAUGCCAUAACUUACACGUGCAGGUUUUUCUAAUUUCUUGCCGCUGUAAUUCACCUGAAGUGUUUCUAAAAAAUGUCCAUGUUUUAUUGUUUCACAAUUACUUUUUUCAUAUUAUUUCUGUCCUUAUUACUCAUGGGAAUAAACAUACUUCAUCAUCGCCAUCAUCAUAAUCAUCUAUAAGAUCCACCAUUAGGUAUGUACAAACCCCAAUUUAAGAAAUGUUUUAUAAUAUUUUCCAAAAUGCAAUAAAAACAAAAAUCUGUGAUUUUGUUAAUUCAUGUGAACCUUGAUGUAACUGACAAGUAAAAAGAAAAGAUUUUUACUGACCAGCAUUCUGUUGUAUUUAAUUGUAUUUUUGUAAAUACAAAGUAAAGUUAGAAUUUCAUGCCUGUAACACACGCAACAAAAGUUGGGACAGCGUUUUGAUUGAAAAAUACACAGAAUGUUCUAGUAA
This is a messenger RNA of Micropterus salmoides (largemouth bass), 3411 nucleotides long. RefSeq names its product CD48 antigen-like. The record is from RefSeq and is a predicted model, not a curated record. NCBI's taxonomy places the organism in Eukaryota, Metazoa, Chordata, Actinopteri, Centrarchiformes, Centrarchidae. The transcript is spliced from 6 exons. Bases 122 to 1078 code for a protein of 318 amino acids.